Choloepus didactylus (southern two-toed sloth) is the source of this 1058-nucleotide messenger RNA. RefSeq names its product claudin 17 (gene CLDN17). Lineage: Eukaryota; Metazoa; Chordata; Mammalia; Pilosa; Megalonychidae. The transcript has a single exon. Bases 384 to 1058 code for a protein of 224 amino acids. Gene Ontology annotation, biological process: bicellular tight junction assembly; cell adhesion. The record is from RefSeq and is a predicted model, not a curated record. Gene Ontology annotation, cellular component: bicellular tight junction; plasma membrane. Gene Ontology annotation, molecular function: structural molecule activity.
AAUUAGCAAUUCACAAUGGAAGCUUUGGCACUUAAUUACAGCAUUGCUAAGACAAUAAUAAUAUGAGAAAUACUAAAGUUGAAUGCAGCAUUUCUUGACACACCUCUGGUUGCCUUCUUAUUGGCUGGGAAGCAAUUAUAUAUGAGUAGUAAAUAAUCCAUACAAAAAUGAAUGUGUAUGUACAAAGGCAGUAUGCAUUUACAACAGGUACUUCUAGUUAGGCUAAGUUCAGUCACUGCUGCUGAUUUGGACUGAAAUGUUAUGGGCAGCCAAAGUGGAGAUCAUCAUCAGAGACUGCUAUAGAUUCAAGGAGAGCACACUGCAUUCUGAAUCUCCAGCAUCUUCUACCAUUCUGGAUUGCAUUUGUCUUCAAGGUAAAGAAGAUGGCAUUUUAUCCCCUGCAAAUUGCUGGACUGGUUCUUGGAUUCUUUGGCAUGGUUGGGACUCUUGCCACAACCCUUCUGCCUCAAUGGCGAGUAUCAGCUUUUAUUGGCAGCAACAUUAUUGUUUUUGAGAGGCUUUGGGAAGGGCUCUGGAUGAACUGCAUCCGACAAGCCAAGGUCAGGCUGCAGUGCAAGUUCUAUGGCUCUUUGUUGGCUCUCCCACCUGCUCUAGAAGCAUCUCGGGCACUCAUGUGUGUGGCCGUGGCUCUCUCCUUGAUUGCCCUGGUUAUUGGCAUCUGUGGCAUGAAGCAAAUCCAGUGUACAGGCUCUAAUGAGAGGGCCAAAGCGUACCUUCUGGGAACAUCUGGAGUCCUUUUCAUCCUGACCGGCAUCUGUGUUCUGAUUCCAGUGUGCUGGACAGCCAAUAUCAUCAUCAGGGAUUUCUACAACCCAGCCAUCAAUGUAGGUCAGAAACGUGAGCUGGGAGGAGCACUUUUCCUCGGGUGGGUGAGUGCAGCUGUCCUCUUCAUUGGAGGGUGUCUGCUUUGUGGGUACUGCUUUUGCAACAGAAAGAAGCAAAGGUACAGAUAUCCAUCCCCAGGCUACUGUGUGCCACACACGGAUAAACGAAGGAACAUGACAAUGAUUAGUAAGACCUCCACCAGUUAUGUCUAA